Lipotes vexillifer (Yangtze River dolphin) is the source of this 919-nucleotide messenger RNA. RefSeq names its product placental growth factor (gene PGF). The transcript has 7 exons. Lineage: Eukaryota; Metazoa; Chordata; Mammalia; Artiodactyla; Lipotidae. Gene Ontology annotation, molecular function: chemoattractant activity; vascular endothelial growth factor receptor binding; growth factor activity. Gene Ontology annotation, biological process: vascular endothelial growth factor signaling pathway; positive regulation of protein phosphorylation; response to hypoxia. Bases 337 to 849 code for a protein of 170 amino acids. Gene Ontology annotation, cellular component: membrane. The record is from RefSeq and is a predicted model, not a curated record.
UCUGAGGAAGAAACUGCAUCUUCACUCGCCAGCCACGAGAGGACCUGGGGUCGCGCUGGGCGCCCGACGGACCCGCCUCAGGGACCCGUCUGCCCCACACCGACCGGCCCUGCCGGGCCCUCCGCACCAGGUGCCCCAGCCGCAGCCUUACCUGCGGGCUCCAGAAUCCUCAGGGCUUCCAGAGGAUGCUCGGGCCACCGACAGGGACCUCGGGGCAGCAGUGAGGGGGGCACACAGCCCCCCAUUCAGCUCCUGCCCUCCUGUGCCAGGGGCUCCCCCGGGGUACGAGCAUGGUGGUUUUCCCUUGGAGCCCCCUGGCUUGGUACGUCUGAGAAGAUGCCUGCCAUGAGGCUGUUCACUUGCUUCCUGCAGCUCCUGGCUGGGCUGGCCCUGCCUGCUGUGCCCCCCCAGCAGUGGGCCUUGUCAGCUGCGAACGGCUCAUCAGAGGUGGAAGUGGUGCCCUUCCAGGAAGUGUGGGGCCGUAGCUACUGCCGGGCCCUGGAGAGGCUGGUGGACAUCGUGUCUGAGUACCCCAGCGAGGUUGAGCACAUGUUCAGCCCGUCCUGCGUCUCCCUGCUGCGCUGCACGGGCUGCUGUGGCGAUGAGAACCUGCACUGUGUGCCAGUGGAGACAGUCAAUGUCACCAUGCAGCUCCUGAAGAUCCGCUCUGGGGACCGGCCCUCCUACGUGGAGCUGACGUUCUCUCAGCAUGUGCGCUGCGAGUGCAGGCCUCUGCGGGAGAAGAUGAAGCCAGAAAGGAGGAGACCCAAGGGCAGGGGGAAGAGGAAGAGAGAGAAGCAGAGACACACAGACUGCCACCUGUGCGGCGAUACUGUUCCCCGGAGGUAACCAGCCCCUCGGAGGAGAGAGAGACCCCACACCCAGCUCGUGUAUUUAUUACCGUCACACUCUCAGUUAC